Molecule: messenger RNA, 1964 nt
Organism: Cavia porcellus (domestic guinea pig)
Lineage: Eukaryota; Metazoa; Chordata; Mammalia; Rodentia; Caviidae
Gene: Ung
Product: uracil DNA glycosylase
Exons: 7
Coding region: 30-971 (313 amino acids)
Biological process (GO): base-excision repair, AP site formation via deaminated base removal; base-excision repair
Cellular component (GO): mitochondrion; nucleus
Molecular function (GO): uracil DNA N-glycosylase activity
Source: RefSeq, a predicted model, not a curated record
UUCACUCCUACCUCGGCUCCGGCUCCGGGAUGAUCGGCCAGAAGACCUUGUACUCCUUCUUCUCCCCGACCCCCACCGGGAAACGACGUGUCUGCAGUCCCGAGCCGGCACACCCACGGGCCGGCGUGGCCGCCGUAGCUGAGGAGAACAGCGAUGUGACGGCCAGCGUCGCCAAGAAGGCCCGGGCCGGAGAGGAUGAGCCCGGCACGCCGCCCUCCUCGCCGCUGAGCCCAGAGCAACUGGACCGCAUCCAGAAAAACAAGGCCGCGGCGCUGCUCAGACUCGCGGCCCGCAACGUGCCGGUGGGCUUUGGGGACAGCUGGAAGAAGCACCUCAGCGGAGAGUUCGGGAAACCGUAUUUUAUAAAGCUAAUGGGAUUUGUUGCAGAAGAAAGAAAACGUUACACUGUUUAUCCACCCCCACACCAAGUAUUCACCUGGACCCAGAUGUGUGACAUACAAGAUGUGAAGGUUGUCAUCCUGGGACAGGAUCCUUAUCAUGGACCCAGUCAAGCUCAUGGACUCUGCUUCAGCGUCCAAAGACCUGUUCCACCCCCGCCCAGUUUGGAAAACAUCUACAAAGAGCUGUCGACAGACAUAGAUGGUUUUCUUCAUCCUGGCCAUGGAGAUUUAUCUGGGUGGGCCAAACAAGGUGUCCUCCUGCUCAAUGCCGUCCUCACUGUCCGGGCCCAUCAAGCCAAUUCACAUAAGGAGCAAGGCUGGGAGCAGUUCACCGAUGCUGUUGUGGCCUGGCUCAAUCAGAACUUGAAUGGCCUUGUCUUCUUGCUCUGGGGCUCUUACGCUCAGAAGAAGGGAAGUGUCAUUGAUAGGAAGCGGCACCAUGUCCUGCAGACUGCUCACCCCUCCCCAUUGUCGGUGUAUAGAGGAUUCUUUGGCUGUCAACAUUUUUCUAAAGCCAAUGAGCUGCUGCGGAAGUCUGGCAAGAAGCCCAUUGACUGGAGUGAGCUGUGACCCCACACACACAGCAGUGGUUGAAUCCUGUGAUUUUUGAGGCACUGCUGUUGAAGAUGUGUCAGUUGUAAAGUCACUGAAAAUUUCUGUACUAUAGAGAACCCUGUUUAAUAACAAGAGAAACAUAAAGCAACCAACAACCAGGCUGUCCUGGAUGGCAGGUUUAUCCAGCCAGAAGUAGGUAGCAGAGAUAACAUUUGACUGCUUCUGUGUGUUUGUCUUCCAAUCAAGGCAGAGGUGGCUUGGUGAGAAACAUGCACAUCUCUCACAAGACAGCUGAGGUCAAAUAUUCCCUUGGUUCUCUUCACCUCCUUUAGCCUUACGAUUAAAAGGGGAGAUGAGCACCUUUUUGAUACCUCCUCCCAUAGUUGGGUGCUUGCUGCUAGUUUAGACUUCAUAGGUUACAAAGUAUUCUGUGUUUUUGCUUAGAACUUCUCCCCUCCAUCUUUCAAAGAGUUCCAGAUCCCUCUGGGGAGAAACCUUGAGGAUUUUUGCAAGCUUCUAGAAAUCCUGCCUUGAAAUUGGGAGUCAGUUUUCUGAUGGUAGUAGAGGUCAGUAUUCCUGAGAGUGGUCUUGGUAUGAGCCUUCCCAGACCAGUAGGUGAGAAACCACAAGCUGCCAGGUCUUUAUCCUGUGUUUUGGGUGCUUCCUUGAGUAGUGGGUGGUGGGAGUUGAACAAAGGCAGCUAAGGGGGUUUUGUUUUUAAUGAGGGAUGAGUGUUUUCCUCCUGGUGCUGAUGGGAGUUGAGGUGGGGUAAGGCACACAGGCUGCACAAUGGACUGAGGUUACGUGGAGAUUUUUUUUUUUUUUUUUUUUUGCAACACAUAAAUGUAACUUUUUUAUAAAAUACAUAUAUUUUUAUAAUUCUUUAAGAGACCAUUUUUACUGGGUCUGCACCCCCAAGCUGGAUGUGAUGGAGAUUGUUUUUGUUGUCAGCUGGGUUAAAAGGUUAACCCUGCGCACAUUUGUUAAUAAAAGAUUGUUGCAGUUUCA